UCGAUACCCCACUCCAAGCCCCACCAUCUCCAACAAUGACUUCCAAAUCUGCAGCACUUGCACUCUUCCUCCAAGCGUUUGCACUGGUGUUAUACCAGAUCCACGCAUUCCCUACACCUGGAGGACUGAAAGACAAAGAUGAAUACAAUCGGGAAUUGUCAGCGGAAAGACCAGUAGAGGAACAGAUUGCUGAAGCCGGACGGACCAGUCAGUCAACAUCUACAGAGAACAAGGCCCCGCAACAGAACGAUUCGGCUGCAGAUGAUUUCCUUCUGCUAAAGUCCUUAGCAGAGCAAGAAAGGAGUCAGAAGAGAGACCAUGCCGCAAGAAACUCCCUGGGUGGUUCUUCUCCUCCCUCUGGCAACACGGAUUCAACCAAAAGCAGAAGACUGGCGCAGGACUACGGUGAUUCCACCAAAAAUGCAAUGGAUUACAACGAUGAAGAUGACCCCGACGGUCUUCACCAACUGGACGGGACACCCUUAACAGCUGAAGACAUUGUCCAGAAGAUUGCCAACAGGAUUUAUGAAGAAAACGACAGAGGGGUGUUUGACAGAAUUGUUUCCAAGCUCCUAAACCUGGGAUUGAUCACGGAAAAUCAGGCUUACAAUCUAGAGGAUGAAGUAGCAGCCGCUCUGCAACAACUUAUUGCCAAUGAAGCUAAUAAGAAUGAAGUGGAGGUUGGAAAUAUUGAUUACCCGAGUAUGAAGGUAGAUGAUGACAUGAGUGAAAGAGAAGAGGAGAAAAUGAAAAUGAAAAAGCCUAAUAAGAAUGCAGAUGACUUCGUGAAAGAGGAGGGUGAUGGUCCUCUGGGCAACAGCUGGGUCUCAACCAAUAACAUGGAUCAAAGAAGCAGUGCACCCACCACCGAUGAUCUGGAUGAUCUUCAGUAUUUUCCAAACUUCUACAACCUGCUGAAGAGUUUGAAUACAGAGCAAGGUGCAAAAGAAAAAGAAACAUUAAUAACCAUAAUGAAGACAUUAGUUGAUUUUGUGAAGAUGAUGGUGAAAUAUGGAACUAUUACACCCGAAGAAGGUGUUUCAUAUCUGGAGAAUUUGGAUGCAACGAUAGCCGUGCAGACAAAGAACAAGCUUGGUAAAGUAAAGGCUUAUCCCAUGAGUAAGGAAGCAGCAGAUAGGGGUGAUGACAUAGACAGCACAAAGAACAAUUUUGGAAAGCUGCAGAAAGAGACUGCAAGUUCUGAGGACUCCACAAAAGAGGAAGUAGAAAAAACAGAGAAUUCCAAAGAUUUUGACAAAACAGAAUCUUAUCUAAUGGCGAUCAGAAAGAAUAUUGAGUGGUUGAAGAAACACAACAAGCAAGAAGAUGGAGAAGAGUAUGACCUUCAGAAGCUGCGUGACAUCAUUGAUCAACAAGUUGACACCUACGUACAGAAAGGAAUCCUGGAGAAGGGAGAAGGAGAUGUCAUCAAACGUAUUUACAACAGCCUGUGAAAUUCUCCAACGUAUGAGGGAAGUCUCCUGGUUGUCAUAAUCCUUCAACAAUGGCCGGCAAUGCAACUUCACUUACUUCUAGUUCAUAUUAGGCUGUGUAUAAUAGAUUUUUUUUCUGGCUAUUCUGCAACGUCAAGCAGGUUCUAAACUAGAAUAGGGGAACA
Messenger RNA from Carcharodon carcharias (great white shark), 1618 nucleotides. It is a transcript of the gene scg3, whose product is annotated as secretogranin III. Lineage: Eukaryota; Metazoa; Chordata; Chondrichthyes; Lamniformes; Lamnidae. Gene Ontology annotation, cellular component: secretory granule membrane. The coding region runs from base 36 to 1454 and encodes 472 amino acids. The record is from RefSeq and is a predicted model, not a curated record. Gene Ontology annotation, biological process: protein localization to secretory granule. The transcript is spliced from 12 exons.